Vitis vinifera (wine grape) is the source of this 2410-nucleotide messenger RNA. Its product is annotated as G-type lectin S-receptor-like serine/threonine-protein kinase LECRK1. The record is from RefSeq and is a predicted model, not a curated record. Gene Ontology annotation, molecular function: protein serine/threonine kinase activity; ATP binding. Gene Ontology annotation, biological process: protein phosphorylation. Lineage: Eukaryota; Viridiplantae; Streptophyta; Magnoliopsida; Vitales; Vitaceae. The transcript is spliced from 2 exons. The coding region runs from base 72 to 2318 and encodes 748 amino acids.
GGGUAUUCUUUUACAAAACAAAAGCUUAAACACAGAUUUGCUAGCAAAUUUCUAUCAUCUCAUCUCAUCUCAUGGCUUGUAUCUAUGUUGUUUUCUUACUCUUCUUUGUAUCCUUUGAAGAUGUAGGAGCUCAAGAAGAACCCCCAGCUGAAUUCAUAACCUUGGAAUCAGCUACACUCUCCCCCACAAUUCAACCCACUUCAUGGCUGUCACCUUCUGGCCUAUUUGCGUUUGGUUUCUACCCUCAAGGAAGUGAUUUUUUAUUGGGAAUUUGGUUGAUGGAUAAAGAAAGAACUCUUUCAUGGACUGCACAUCGAGAUGACCCACCGGUGCCCUUGGAUGCUAAACUCUUGACCAUUAACGGCAAGCUCCUUCUGAGAACACGGCAAAGUGAGGAAAAAGUCAUUGUGGAGUCGGCUUCAUUUGCUUUGAUGAGAGACUCAGGAAAUUUUGUGGUCUACAACAAAAGUUACCAUGUCAUCUGGGAAAGUUUUAAAUUUCCUACUGAUACCAUAUUGGGAGGCCAGAAUCUGACGACUGGGGUUCCAUUGUUUUCUAGUUUAUCUGAAACCAAUCAUUCCACUGGACGGUUUCGUCUCGAUAUGCAGGCUGAUGGGAAUCUUGUUUUAUACUUUGCAGAUUCUAUGCUCUCGUCAGUGGAUGCUUAUUGGGCUUCUAAUACCUGGAAAGCUGGCAACUCCAUGGAUCAUCAGCUGUAUCUUAAUGAUACUACUGGCGGCCUAGUUGUCAGAAACAGCACCAAUUUGGAAACACGAGGAAUCAUAUACAAGGGUUCGUCUUCUGCUAGUAAGACGAUCUACAGUGCAAGGCUUAGCUAUAAUGGGAUGUUCCAAGUGUAUUCUCACAGUUUUGACAGUAACGGUAAUGACAAUAAGACGUUGGCCUGGUCAGCAGUGGCCACGGUCAACCAGUGUCAGGUGAAAGGUUUCUGUGGUUUGAACAGCUAUUGCACCCAGAAUGACAUUGAACCCUACUGCUAUUGUCUUCCUGGUACUGACUUUGUUGAUUCCAAACAAAUGCUACUUGGCUGCCUGAAGAAUUUUACUGAAAGCAGCUGUAACAAUAUCUCUUAUUCUGCCUCUUAUCACAUGGUUCGGGAGGAUAAUCUGGUAUGGGAUGACCUUCCUUAUUUUAAAGAAACAAUGACAAUAGACGAAUGCAGUAACGGCUGUUUAGAGGACUGCAAUUGCGACGUGGCACUGUAUGACCAGGAUGGCCAUUGCUCAAAACGAGCACUUCCACUGAAAUAUGCCAAAAGAUCUCGAGAUGUGCAAUCUUCAGCUUUCUUCAAGGUAGGCGUAAAAGGUAUCGAAAUGAAGAAUGAUACCAUCUUCUUCCAGCCGUUACAACAGAGAAGGCUUCUGGAAGAUGGAAAACUGGGCCUUACGGAGGAGCUCAAAAUGCAAUCCUUUUCUUACAAGGAGCUACAGAAGGCAAGCAGAAACUUCAAAGAAGAACUGGGUAAGGGCGCUUUUGGGACUGUUUAUUUGGGAGUUCUGCAGCAAGGUAAGAAACUCGUUGCAAUAAAGAGACUAGAGAAGAUGGUGGAAGAAGGGGAAAGGGAGUUUCGGGCAGAGAUGAGAGCAAUUGGGAGAACUCAUCACAAGAACUUGGUUCGCUUGCUCGGCUACUGCACUGAGGGCUCAAGGAGGCUUCUUGUGUAUGAAUAUAUGAGUAACCGUUCUCUUGCAGAUAUUCUCUUCAAGAGCAAAACACGCCCACCUUGGGAUGAAAGGGUUAGGAUUGCACUGGAUGUUGCGAGAGGGAUCUUGUAUCUACAUGAGGAAUGCGAGGCACCUAUUAUUCAUUGUGAUAUAAAGCCUCAAAACAUUUUGAUGGAUGAUUUCUGGACUGCUAAGAUCUCUGACUUCGGGCUGGCAAAGUUGCUAAUGCCAGAUCAAACGAGGACCUUUACAGGGGUUAGAGGCACUAGAGGGUACUUGGCACCAGAAUGGCAGCAGAAUAUCCCAAUAUCAGUGAAGGCCGAUGUUUAUAGUUAUGGUAUAGUGCUCUUGGAACUUGUGUGUUGCAGAAGGAACUUGGAGGUGAAUGUGUCAGAGCCAGAAGAGAUUGUUCUUUCUAAUUGGGCCUACAAGUGCUUUGUGGCUGGAGAGCUGCACAAACUUUUGGGUGGUGAAGAAGUAGAGAGGAAGAGCUUGGAGCAAAUGGUUAAGUUGGGACUUUGGUGCAUUCAAGAUGAGCCAGCUCUUCGUCCUUCUAUCAAGAGUAUUGUGCUGAUGUUGGAAGGAAUUACUGAAAUUGCUGUUCCUCCAUGCCCAACCACUACCUCCAUGUAAAAUCUUUAAGAAAAAUUGUGGCUGUUUCUUUCAUGUAACUUUCCUGUUCAUGUAUUUUAUUUUACCCUAUAAUGGAAAGCCAUUAUGAAUUA